AUGUCGACAGCACUUCCGCGGCCUUCGCGGCCUUCAAAUGCUCCGCCGACGAUCGCGCUCCCCGCGCUCCCUGUUCCCAAAACGAGAAAAAGCACCGGUGGUCUGGCCGCCCCUUCCAGCAAAUCUACGCCCGCGACACCCAGGAGCGGCCUUCGGGCUCCCUCAGCAAGCCUCCUUCCUCCCGCGUCCCCUGCUCCCACCAGUGCCCUUCCGCAGCCCAGGCCGGUCUCGGGAGUCAAUGCCGCUGGAAGGACAAUACGGAAAGCCGUCAGCAUCAACGCUUUUCCGCAGCCGCCCCGCCCUGACGGCCAAAUAGCCAGUCUUCCCCCAAGUCCCUUAUCCACCAGCGUCCCGUCGCGCAAAUUGAGGACACCGACGACGCCCACUUACCAAUCGUCGAACGGAACCCCAAGCCUCCUCAACGGGACCGGGGAGGGUAAGUCCGUGUCGCGCCAGGGGGCUACCAGGAAUUCCGAUGGCCUCAACAGCGUGGUAUCUCCGCCUCAAAGUCGCAGUUCCUCCGCCCAGGACUCAUACUCGACCUCGGCAACGCAGUACGACGAUGUUAACGACAUGGCACCGCCAAGGUCCGAAGGUGCAGCAGGAGGGAAGCGGACAUCGAAAUCGGAUGGCAAGGGAAACGUCAUCGUCAGCGUCAGGGUGCGGCCAGAUCCCACCGGAAAUGACAACAAGCCGGGAGGAGAGUGGCUUGUCGACGGACGAAAGUCGUUGAUUUCGUAUAGGGGCAAGGAAGGGGGGGAUUAUUACUACGAUAAUGUCUUUACCACGCACGAUGACAACGCCAAAGUGUACGACCACAGCGCCAAGCGCUUAGUACGAAGGGUUAUGGAAGGCUAUCAUGGGACCGUGUUCGCCUACGGAAUGACUGGUACAGGGAAGACGUUCUCCAUGCAGGGCACAGCGUCUUCCCCCGGUGUAAUACCGCUCGCCAUCACCGACAUAUUCUCCUACAUCCGCGAGACGCCGUCGAGGGAGUUCCUACUUCGCGUCAGCUACCUGGAAAUCUACAACGAGAAGAUCCACGAUCUGCUGAGCAUGCCCACCGGCAAUGGCGUCGGGGCAGCUCAGCAGCAAGAAGAGAUCAAGCUACGGGAGGACAGCAAACGAGGCGUUUAUGCCACCCCUCUAAAGGAAGAGAUCGUACAGAGUCCCACACAACUUCUCCGCGUCAUUGCUCGCGGCGACCAAGCACGCAGGACGGCGAGCACCCAGUUCAAUGCCAGGAGUUCCCGGAGUCAUGCGGUCGUGCAAAUCGUGGUGGAAAGCCGGGAACGGGUCCCGGGCGGGUCCGGGGACAGCAAACGGUCGGGUCUCUUACCCGGCGGUGUCCGCGUCUCGACGCUGAGUCUGAUUGACCUUGCCGGUUCCGAGAAGGCGGCCGAGUCGAAGGAGCGCCGGCAGGAAGGCUCGCACAUCAACAAGAGCUUGCUCACCCUGGGCACGGUCAUCGCCAAACUCUCCGAGCACAAGGACAAGGACGGAAAGCCGGCCGAUAAGGACGGCAAGCACCUGCCCUACCGUGACAGCAAGCUCACCAGGUUGCUGCAAGGAGCCCUGUCGGGCAACUCGCUCGUCAGUAUCCUGUGCACCAUUUCGAUCAGUUCCGCCGGGAGCCCCGCGAUGUCCAACACACACACGAACGAAACUCUCAACACGUUGAAGUUUGCAUCUCGGGCCAAGAACAACAUCGUCAGUCACGCGAAGCGCGCCGAAGAAGCCUUGGGACCCGGCGGGGAUGGUGGCGCCCGCGUUCUGCUCGAGCGCUACCGGAUGGAAAUCAUGGAGCUGAGGAAAGAGCUCGAGGCUCAGGCGAAAGCCAACGGCAGGAGAGAAGCCGAGGAGGAGCGGGCGCGGGAAAAGGAGGCCGAGAUGCGCCACGAGGAGCAGAUGCUGGAGAUGCAACUGGCCCGCACUGCGCUGAAGGAAAGGAUAGACCACCUGAACCGGCUGAUCCUGAGCUCCAAAUCAAUAGGCGUCAACGCCAGCGGGUCCUUCAGCGCCCUCGGCAUGCAUCCACGUUACUCGCAGACAUCAGUCCGGUCAUCGGUGGCGACCUCGAACGGAGGCAAGCUCGGGCUUGAGAGGACGGGUUCCAUGACUUCGUCUGCGUCGACCAUUGGCCGGAAACCCAGCAGCCACCACUCCUCGGGGGUUGCGGAUGCGGCCCCGGCGGUGGAAGACGAUGACAGCGUGGGCGAGUACGGCGACGGGACGGCAUCGCUCGCGGCGCAGAACCGCGCUCUGCAAGCCGAUCUCGCCGACAAAAACCGCUACAUCCAGACACUGGAGAAGCGGCUGCUCCAAGCCCGGCGCGCCAGCUCAUCACGCACCUCGAUCGGGCUCUCCGCCAGCAAGGGCAUCAUGGUCGGCGAAGACCACAGCGUGGCGGCGCUCCUCAAGGAGAAGGACGCCGAGAUCGCCGAGCUGCGCGCCCGCCUCGACGACAAGGACCGCAUGCUCGCGGCGCUGCGCAGCGCGGCGCGCUCGCGCGACAACGCCGGCCGCGUCGACUCGCGCGCCGAGGUCCGCACCUCGCAGAUCCUCGACAGCGACCCGGGCCCCGCGCCCACCGGCAGCCCGCCGGCCGCGCCCGUCGGCCUCGGCCUCGGCGGCAGCGGCGGCUCGCUCCUGCGCCAGGUCUCGACCCUCCGCAAGCGCACCAAGAGCGUCGACGAGAUGAGCCGCAUGCUCGACGAGAUGAUCCAGGACCGCGUCGAGAGCGGCCAGCUGAUCCGCGGCUCGCGCGGCAGCGUGCGCAUCGCCCCCGAGCCCCAGCCCCUGCCCCUGCGCGAGCGCAAGGACGCGUCGCCCCCCUCCCCGCCCCCCGCGUCGGCGCCCCCGCCGGCUAGCCCGCCCAUCCAGCUGCAGCUUCUGGCCAGGCAGCGGGCGUCGUUUGCGGCGGCGGAGCCGCAGAAGUCGAUGGCGUUGGAAGCAUGA
Messenger RNA from Thermothielavioides terrestris NRRL 8126, 2958 nucleotides. RefSeq lists its product as uncharacterized. Lineage: Eukaryota; Fungi; Ascomycota; Sordariomycetes; Sordariales; Chaetomiaceae. Gene Ontology annotation, molecular function: microtubule motor activity; ATP binding; microtubule binding. Bases 1 to 2958 code for a protein of 985 amino acids. Gene Ontology annotation, biological process: microtubule-based movement. The transcript is spliced from 2 exons. The record is from RefSeq and is a predicted model, not a curated record.